Messenger RNA from Saccharomyces kudriavzevii IFO 1802, 276 nucleotides. RefSeq lists its product as uncharacterized. The coding region runs from base 1 to 276 and encodes 91 amino acids. The record is from RefSeq and is a predicted model, not a curated record. The transcript has a single exon. NCBI's taxonomy places the organism in Eukaryota, Fungi, Ascomycota, Saccharomycetes, Saccharomycetales, Saccharomycetaceae.
AUGACGUACGCUGACGGCAGCGUUGAGGUCUCUCUAUACUUCUAUCCGGAUUUACUGGCGAAUGCCAACUCCAUUUAUAGCAAAGAUUACACUGAGCAAUACACUCAAAUCCCAUUCAUAGCUAGUUUGAAAUACAGCGUAUAUCCAGUUCAUCCAGAACACCGUUUAAUUGUCCAGUAUGAUUGGGAUGAUGUUUGGGCGCAGACGUCAUCAAGGAUGGGUGAUAUGAUGGAUUACUCCUGCAAUGAUAUGGCUUCAGUGGAUAUGAACGACUAA